AUGUAGGAGCAGUAUAGACCUAGUCUGUUCAUUAUAUACAUCUAUAUGAUGUAUUGUUACACCACGUAGGAGCAGUAUGGACCUACAGUAGCUUGCUAAUUAUUUAGAUUUAGUUUGACUUAAUGAAACUGCCUUAAAUAUGCUGUGGUAAACAUUUUUUAUUCGCACUAAUCAAUCAACACAUUCCUGUCUUUGUAUGUCUCAAUAUAAUGGUAUUAUUAAUUAAAUCCAUUUACAAUAAUCUUUGUCUGAAAAUAAAAUAUGAUCCUCAACUGCGUUUCCCCUCCAGUCAGCAGACGGCGAUGUGCGUCUUUCAGGUGACGCUGCCAGCGUGACGUAUAAUCUAGGGGACGGUUCUUCAUAAACAGCUCGUUAACCACCUCGGUAGCUUGCUAGCCAACAUAGCCGUAAGAUUCAAGCUAUUUAGACGCUUUCGGUGUAUAUUAACUACUGUGUUUUAGACACACUUAGGUCCUAUCUAGUUGUUAACCUAUUUAAUAAUACGUUAUUUUGUAUUAGUCAGCUACAGUAGCUGACUGGUUAAAUUAGCACUAGCCUAGUCGCUAAUGAUAGCUAGCUAGCUAACAUCCCUGAACAUGAGCUCACUAAACAUCUCCCCUCUUGUUAAAGAAGAGGCGGUCUGUUGGACGGAGGAAGAAGCUCUGGGGCAGAACAUUGUCGCGAAAGAGGAGGAGGUCACAGUAAAAAUAGAAGUAGAGGAUGAGGCUGUUACAGUGAAAGAAGAAGAGAAAGACGUUACAGUGAAAGAAGAGGAAGAAGCGUUCAGAGUGAAAGAGGAGGAGGAUGUUACAGUAAAAGAAGAGGGGGAAGUUUUUGGAGUGAAGAAGGAAGGGGAGAUUACUGUCACAUUGAAAGAUGAAGUGGAGGAGAUAGGAGAUCUGAUUAACACCAGAGAGAUACUUCACUAUCGUGGAUCCUCUGGGGAGCCUCAACAACCUCAUGAUGCUGAAGAGGCAGAGAAGAGUCUCUCCAGAUCAGAACACCUCAAUAAACACCUGCAGAGAUCCACAGGGAAGAGAACUCACAGCAGCUCUGGGAAGAGAUUCACCUCAUCAGGCAUUAAAAUUCAUCAGAGAACACACACAGGAGAUAAACCAUUUAGCUGUGUUCAAUGUGGGAAGAGUUUUGGUCAAUCUUGCCAUCUGAUUCGACACCAGACAAUACACACAGGAGAGAAGCCUUACAGCUGUGAUCAAUGUGGGAAGAGUUUUGGUCAUUCUGGCAAUCUGACUCAACACCAGAGAACACACACAGGAGAGACACCUUAUAGCUGUGGUCAAUGUGGGAAGAGUUUUGGUGCAUCUAGCACUCUGACUAUACACCAGAGAACACACACAGGAGAGAAACCUUAUAGUUGUGGUCAAUGUGGGAAGAGUUUUACUAAAUCUAGCAAUCUGACUCUACACCAGAGAACACACACAGGAGAGACACCUUAUAGUUGUGGUCAAUGUGGGAAGAGUUUUACUACAUCUAGCAAUCUGACUAUACACCAGAGAACACACACAGGAGAGAAACCUUACAGCUGUGGUCAAUGUGGGAAGAGUUUUACUACAUCUGGCCAUCUGACUCUACACCAGAGAAUACACACAGGAGAGAAACCUUAUAGCUGUGGUCAAUGUGGGAAGAGUUUUGGUGCAUCUAGCACUCUGACUAUACACCAGAGAACACACACAGGAGAGAAACCUUACAGCUGUGGUCAAUGUGGGAAGAGUUUUACUACAUCUGGCCAUCUGACUCUACACCAGAGAAUACACACAGGAGAGAAAUCUUAUAGCUGACAAGAGACAAAGAUCUCUGAUCAAAGGAGUUAUUUCGUGAUAUCAAUGAAAUGAUGUCACAAUGUAGAAUGUUUUAACAUUGUAGUAUGAGUAUUUUAAUGAUGUCACAAUGUAGAAUGUUUUAAAAUUGUAGAAGGAGUAUUUUAAUGAUGUCACAAUGUAGAACCCUAAACAUUUGUCCCCUGUUCUAUUGAUUUCAACAUGAUAUGGAUAUUAGCAUCAGGGGGAAAAUCCAGGCUCUGAAAUGAAAGAGUACUAUUUAUGUGAUUUAACAAAAAGUGACUAACACAAAAAGAGCUGUGUUACAUUUACCGUGUUGGUGACCCACUUGAAUCAAAAUGCAACACCUCAAAAUGUAGCUAGCCGUUUUCUACAAGUUGUCCUCUAACCAGGGAUGUACACAUUACUCCCAGAUUCCGUGUGGUUUUUGAGCUAUUAGUUUUAACAGGACGUGCAACCUCAUCUCCAUCCUGUCACACAGUUGAUUUCAACAUGAUAUCGAUGAGUGAUGACAAAUAAGUGUUGCGUUCCUUUGUUUAGCGACCCCUAAAUUUAAAUGCAUCACUCCAAAAUGCAGGUUGUCCUCUAACCAGUGAGGUAAAAUAUAUCUUCCAUUUCCAUGUGUUUUUUUUUAGUUCCAUGUGUUCCAAGGGGACGAGAGUUCUAGAAUCUAGUGAGUUUUAGGAAGACAAGAAUUCUAGAAGCUAGUUUUGAAAAGCUAGAAAAAUACGUUUUUUUCCUUGUUUUUAAUUGUUGGUCAGUAGACACCAUGUUUAUAUUGGUGAAGGUGAAGCAUUGUAGUUGAUUAUAAUGUGAAAUGGAAGUUGUUUUCUGUUGGUGGUGAGCAUUCUCUUAAGGGGGGAAGGUGUUACAGUCUUUGGUUUUUCAUUUAUGUUUUGAGGUUGGACUUUUCCACGUCUAGCUCGUUAGCACGUAGGGCGCACUGAUUGGUGUCACCUCGUUAGUCAGUAUGUGUUACACCUGUGCUGGCUUGUCCAUCUCGUUAGUGGGAAGGUGUUUCACCUGUGCUGGUCCAGGUUCUAUUUAAGAGUGUCUGGUCCAGUGCUCCAGUUGUCUUGAUAGAUGUGGAGAGUCAACACCUUUAGUUGCUCCACCUUUUUGGUUUGCUUCCUGUCUUUAAGUUUGGUGUGGGUUUUUUCUUUUGUUUGCGUCUUCUUGGGCAGAUUUAGUGGGUCUCAUGGUGGGUGUCUUUUAGGUCCCAGUUGUUGUUACUAGUCAACUUUCAGUGGACACUGAGAGCAAAACUGCAACAUUAUGUUAUAAUACUUUUAUUGCAUCAACUGGUUGUUUUAUGCAACAGAAUAGAGGGUUCUUAGAACUAUUGUGUCUGUGUCUUCUACUGAGGAUGGGCCUCUGGGAGAAAACACUGACAGGAGAUUUACAAUGUCUUUUGGGUGAUUAAAACCUAAAGAGACCACAUUCCAGGGCAUGAGUUACUGUUUCUGUUCUAUAUGGUACCAGGGAGAGAUGAACCCCUCCUAAAAAAAAAAUACCUUGAACUUUGCAUUGCAUCCAAUUAAUAUUUUAAUCAAUGGCAUUUCCUUAGGCUGCUCAUUAGUCUUUCAGUUGUUAGUCUUCUGUUUGUUGUGUACUAAAUAUUUCAUUUUUUUAUUUGUUUUUUCUUGUGAAGCCAUUGUGUUGCAUCCAUGUCUGAAAUGUGCUGCAUAAAUAAAGCUUGAUUUGACUUCAACAAAUG
Molecule: messenger RNA, 3516 nt
Organism: Salvelinus fontinalis (brook trout)
Lineage: Eukaryota; Metazoa; Chordata; Actinopteri; Salmoniformes; Salmonidae
Product: zinc finger protein 436-like
Exons: 2
Coding region: 597-1799 (400 amino acids)
Cellular component (GO): nucleus
Source: RefSeq, a predicted model, not a curated record